CGCCGCGAGGGGCGGGCUGAGGCGGUGCUGAGGCGGCCGCGCCCCGCCCGCCCCGGGGAGCCGCGCUGCCCCCCCGGCCGGGCUCUGCCUUCCCCGGAGCUGCGGCGGCGGGGUCGGAGUCCGGCGUUUGCGUUAAUGAUUCCGGCGUUUAACGAGGAAGUGCGCUGGGGCCGCGGCCGGCGCGGGGUCCGUCCUGGCGGCGCGGAACGGCCCCGACGGGCUCCCCCCUCCCCGGGGCAGGCGCGGCCGGGUCGCGCUGUUUCUUCUGGUUUCCUCAUCACGUUUUCGUGGUGUGGAGUGGCCGGUUGAAAGGGAAGCUCUAUGCAGGUAAUUUUGGGCCUCGAAUAGCAAAAAAACGUGUGUUGAAACAGAAAAAAACAUAUGGUUUCUAAAGCUAGAUGUCCUCUGCGCGUCGCUCUCCGUCAGGGCCUCCUCUCCCUCCGGUAACUGCCGAGCAUCUUGGACGGUUUAAGGAAAUUUUGCAAAAAUUUUAAGAUCCUAAAAAUUUUGUGACAAGAAGUGAAGGAGAGAGCUAAGGUGACCUCCCUGAGGACUGGUACGCUGUUCACACCCGGAGUCUGUGCGCUGGAGCAGGGAGAAAGCUCCCCGAAUUCAGGGCAGAAAUUAUCAGUUACACCUGCGAGAGCAGAGGGUGUUUUCAUCUUACCUAAAACUUUGUUCCUGCAAAGCCGUUGAGACUCACGUAACUCCGCUGCAGUUUUUUGACGUCGAUGAGACCAUUCACUGCUCGUAGAUCGAAAGCCAUGGUAAAUCUUCGCAGGGUCGUAGCAGCGGUCUCUGGAGCGGAGCGUGUCAGGACCUCUGCUUGACCCACGAGGGGGGUUUUCUCCAGGCAGCCCUGAGCGGUGCGGAGGAAAUGCAGUGGACCACUGAUGAUUUAACUAGGAUGCUUCUCUGCUGAGAAGUGCUGAGGGGGUUGGAAAUGACCACAGGGGGCUCUGAAAAGUAGUUCUGUGCCCCACCAAAAGAACGAUACGCUGGAAAAAUUGCAGGAGAGUAGUCACUGUGGACAUGCCGGUUUUCUUCCUGAACUGGAGGACUUCUUCCCGACAUACUCCUGUAAUGUUCUCUGACUUUCUCAUCACAAUCCAGCUGCUGUUGUUUUCUGUUAUCUCCUGCCUCCUUUGGGGCAAUGUAAUCUUGUGUGUAGGGAAUUCCUUUAAGGCCGUUCCUCUGCCUUUUCUCCGGGAGGAUUUUGUUGCAUGCGUUUCAAAGAGCUGCUUAAAAUUUCACUCCUGCAGAUUGACUGCAGGUUUCCCUUAUUGCUAGGCAGAGAGCAGCUUUACUGUUUUGGGGGACUCUGGUUUGAAUCAGUUUCUUUCUGCUGCAGUGAACGUUUCAGGGAGCUGGUUAAUGUCUCCUUUGAUGCUGCCUGUCACAGACGUGGGCAGAGCCCCAGCAGGGAGUUCUGGCAAAAGCACGAGACCUGAGUGCCGGCGGAGAGGGUAGGGUCGUCUUCACUGACCAGCACCAGAGGCUCCUUCUGCUCUGAACAGGGCUUGGCUGCCCCUCAUGUGAGUCCAAAGUACUUGGAACGAGCCCAGGAAUCCACUGCUGGGCGAAGUAACAUCGCAAGAGGAGGCUUUCCGUGGUGCGGGUGCACAGCCAGGAGUCAGAAAUCGGUGUCAGGAGUCAAAGCUGUGACAGAUCUCAGCAGAUCUGAGAGGCCUCCGUUUCCGUGCGAGGCAGAGAGGCGGUAAGCUGGGACUGACAAUCUUUUGACAAGCAUUUCUCAGAGAGAUAAUCAGUAAAGAAUAACCUCGGAAGAGACCAUCAUGGUUCUUGCUGCUGUGCGUUUUCUGCUGAAGGUCCCGAGUGCUGUGUCCCUGCAGGCUCCCCUGAGAAGAUCUCUCCAGCUUUCUAGCCAGGGCUAUCCAGUCUGCACCUCUCAGAACUCUAAGAAUUACGAAGCCAUAAAGCAACAGUAUAGACCAGAAGUGCCAGAGUAUUUCAACUUUGCAAAGGAUGUGCUGGACAGAUGGACUGAAAUGGAAAAGGAGGGCAAAAAGCCUGAAAACCCUGCAUUGUGGUGGGUAAGCGGUGACGGAGAAGAAGUGAAGUGGAGCUUUGAAGAGCUGGGAGUCCUGUCCAGGCAAGCGGCUAAUGUACUGUCUGGUGCCUGUGGUCUGCAACCGGGAGACAGAGUUAUUCUGAUUCUGCCCAGGAUCCCAGAGUGGUGGCUGCUGAAUGUGGCUUGCAUGCGAACAGGAACUGUCCUGAUUCCUGGCACGCAGCAGCUGACAGCAAAGGACAUUCUCCAUCGACUACAGAAAUCAAAGGCAAAGUGUGUCAUCACUGAUGAUUCUGUGGCACCAGCUGUGGACUCAGUUGGGCCUGAAUGCCAGUCUCUGAAAGCCAAGCUGCUUGUAUCAGAGGGCCACAGAGAAGGAUGGCUGAACUUCAGAGAGCUCCUGAAGCAUGCUCCUUCUGAUCACCACUGUGUGACCACAAAGCGUCAAGACCCGAUGGCUAUCUAUUUUACCAGUGGAACUACGGGGGCUCCAAAAAUGACUGAACAUUCCCACAGCAGCUAUGGCAUUGGCCUCACAGUAAGUGGAAGGUACUGGCUGGACUUGACUCCUUCAGAUAUAUUUUGGAAUACAUCAGACACGGGCUGGGCAAAGUCAGGUUGGAGCAGCAUUUUUUCCCCAUGGAUUCAAGGGGCCUGUGUCUUUGCACAUAAGAUGCCCCGCUUCGACCCAAGCAUUGUCUUUGAGAGUCUGUCAAGAUUUCCCAUAACAGUCUUCUGUUCUGCUCCAACUGCCUAUCGAAUGUUUGUGCAACAUAGACUGUCCAGCUACAAAUUCAGAAGCCUGCGGCACUGUGUGAGUGCCGGGGAGCCAAUCAACCCUGAAGUGAUGGGAGAAUGGAAAGAGCACACUGGGCUGGAUAUUCACGAAGGCUACGGACAGACAGAAACCGUGCUGAUCUGUGGAAACUUUAAGGGAAUGAAAAUUAAGCCUGGCUCUAUGGGGAAGCCAUCCCCAGGGUAUGAUGUCAAGAUUAUAGAUGAAAACAGUAACAUUCUGCCUCCUGGAAAAGAAGGAGAUAUUGCCAUCAGAGUAAAACCUACAAGACCAUUUUGUCUUUUCACUUGCUAUACUGAUGAUCCAGAGAAAACCGAGGCAACAAUACGCGGGAAGUUUUACGUCACUGGAGACAGGGGGAUUCUGGACGAAGACGGAUACUUCUGGUUUGUUGGAAGAGCUGAUGAUGUCAUCAAUUCUGCUGGCUAUCGCAUUGGCCCAUUUGAAGUGGAAAGUGCCCUAAUAGAGCAUCCUGCAGUGGUGGAAGCAGCAGUUGUCAGCAGUCCGGACCCCAUCAGAGGCGAGGUAGUGAAAGCCUUUGUUGUUUUAACAUCCAAGUAUGUUUCACAUGAUCCAGAAAAACUGAUGCAUGAGCUACAGGACCAUGUUAGGAAAGUUACUGCUCCAUACAAGUAUCCUAGGAAGGUGGAGUUUGUUCAACAGUUGCCAAAAACUAUUAGUGGGAAGAUCAGAAGAAAUGAACUGCGCCAGAAGGAGUGGAGAAAAGUUUAGAAUUACUUGCUGCUUUUUUAUAUCUUUUACAAAGUCAGAUAUUGCUGAUUUACCCUGUAAUGUAAAGUAAAAGACAUUAUAUUACGGCCUUCUUAGUUUAGGUUUUCACAAAUUCUGGUCUGACUCCCAGCCCUUUGGCUGUCCCACAUGCUACAGUAACAGCCCAUGGCAAGCAAACAGGCAGAGUGAUACAAAUGGAAUGGGAAACACCGACAAGAGCACCGUAGUUGGUCCAUGUUAGAUAAACUUAAUAAACAAUUGUAGGCAUUUUGUCUUUAUUGUUGCUUAAUUCAAAUAAAACAGGAAAAGUUUGA
Molecule: messenger RNA, 3874 nt
Organism: Dromaius novaehollandiae (emu)
Lineage: Eukaryota; Metazoa; Chordata; Aves; Casuariiformes; Dromaiidae
Product: acyl-coenzyme A synthetase ACSM3, mitochondrial-like
Exons: 15
Coding region: 1797-3560 (587 amino acids)
Biological process (GO): fatty acid biosynthetic process; acyl-CoA metabolic process
Cellular component (GO): mitochondrial matrix
Molecular function (GO): fatty-acyl-CoA synthase activity; fatty acid ligase activity
Source: RefSeq, a predicted model, not a curated record